Messenger RNA from Linum trigynum, 2467 nucleotides. The record is from the annotation of a GenBank genome assembly. Lineage: Eukaryota; Viridiplantae; Streptophyta; Magnoliopsida; Malpighiales; Linaceae.
UUAAUUAUUAGUAAAAAAAAUUAGUCUUUUGCAGUAAUGUAUUAUGAAAUCCGCCCCCCCCAGCACUAAAUGCUAGCUCCGCCCCUGCCUGAGUGCGAGCACGAGAUGAAGAACGUCGCCGGUUUCAAUUUUGUAGUCCUUCCCGGUCUUGUCAUCCGCCAUCUGCUUUCCUUUGAAGAUCAGCCGCUGCUGGUUCGGCGGGAUUCCUUCCACCUCCUCCACUUUCACCUUUAUCCCUGCAACCGUGUCGUUCAAGUCCACGUCGACACCAAUCUCUUUCCCCGUCAGCGUCUUCACCUUGAUCAUCGUCCCUCCCCUGAGCCUCAGCACCAAGUGAAGCGUCGAUUCCUUCUGAAUGUUGUAAUCGGACAGAGUUCUGCCGUCUUCCAGCUGCUUCCCGGCGAAAAUCAGGCGCUGCUGAUCGGCCGGAAUCCCUUCCUUGUCCUGAAUCUUGGACUUCACAUUGUCCACGGUGUCGCUGCUCUCCACCUCCAGAGUAAUCGUCUUCCCAGUCAGCGUUUUCACGAAGACCUGCAUCUUUUCAGCUGCCGAUCGAACUUGACUACAGCUCGCCUCCUAUGGCUUUUGCUUAUGCAGGAGGGGGAGCUUUUGAGUAGCCUGGAUUUGCAAACACAGAUUGAAGGGCAGAUCUGUUUGGGAUGUGCCAGUGACAGCAGCGUGUUCGUGGAUAUGGAUUAUGGAGGAAGAGUAGGCAAUGCAUCGCUUCUCUAUUCAGAAGAUAUGACAUUCAGUUCGAGUGAGACGGCCUGUGGUGAACUGGUGGCAGGUCCUUUGGGGCAAGUAGUUUACCAUUCCGACAUCGAGUGAUAGCUUGGUUAGCUUAGUUGUUCUCAACCGAAUCGUGACAAAAGAUAAACUGAAGGCUUGGGGGAGAAUUACAGAUGAUUCGUGUGUUCACUGUGUUAAUGGUACUGCAAGUUGAGAUCUGUUCUCUGUGUUAAUGGUACUGCAAGUUGAGAUCAUAUAUUAUAUAGGUGUGUUCUUGUAGUAGAGCUAUGCUUGCUGCUGUAUUCAACAGUUUUAUGCAGGGCUGGCCGAGUACAUGGGAUGCUUUAUUGGUGAGAAUAUGUGCCAUUGAAAAGAAGGGAGGACCUGUGGGAAGAAUAUUUGCAGCAACAGAAUCUAUGGAGGUAUGAGAAAGGAUCAUAGCAUGCUGAUUUCACAGUUUAAGAAUGAGCUAUUAUUGUUGGUGAGUUUAGACUUGAGUUACAAAGUGUGGCUCAAUUUUGUAGGUUGCUUUGAUUGUUUUUGCUGGCUGUGAAUUGUGAUAAUGUGGACAGUUUGUCUAAGUUCAAUUUCUCUGGAGUUGAUGAGUGAUACGAAAUUCGAUAGGCGACUGUAGCAUUCCGAAACAUACAAGGUCCCCCAAACAAACAUGCGUUAACGAGACAGGGCACUACUCUCAACAUUCAACCAAGUAAAAAAGAAUCUUUGUCUAAAUUAAGGCUACAUCAAAGAUAUUCCAGGUAAACAUCAUGCACUAACACAAGUCAUGGCCCAGGGAUACUAACAGGAAAAGAAGCACUGAUUUUCAUUUUCACCAUUCUAAGAGAAUCACAAACUUUACUGUUAUGCUCCCUGCAAACUGAUUCAAAGAUUAAACUUGUGGCGAUUGAAAGAUCUCGAGUGAAAGAUGUUCAGCUCCUCGCUCGCCAAGUUCCUUAAUUUGGCUGGGUAUCAAGCUUCUGUUGUUUUGACUUCUGUUGGGCACUGAGAUACAUAUGGUUUGAGCUGAAACCCAAAUAAAAUAACAAAAUCUCCAUUAGCAAUCAGUCUGACCUCCAACGAUCAUGAAAUACUAAACUUGAGAGAUGAAAGGACAGCUAAAGGGAAAAUAUCCAAGUAAUAUGUAGAAUUGGUGAUAAAAAAAAAUACCAUCUUCAAAUGCUUCUAUCAGCAUCUAAUAGCUAUGGAUUGCACUGAUAGCUAGAGCAAGCUCUCAUGCAUUCGAAAUAAAGCAUUAUCUCGAUCUAAUUGUAACUCCUGUAAUGGGGAUCUCAUAGCCAGAACUUUCUGAUAACUUCGACUAGAAACAUACUACAUGUUUACCAAAGAAAGAAUAACUCAAAUAAGUAUACAUUACAUCAAUUACCAAAACUUAACUACUCUCAAACCAACCAACUUUAACGACUAGUCUCUGAAUAACCUAUAACAUAUUUACCAUGCAACCUUCUACCCCUUCUAUAGAAUUUGGAACAUCCAUACAUAAGUUUACCAAAGAAAUCAACAGCUGAGUUUGAGAAGUGACAGGAAAGAAACAGCAUGGAACUAAAUUUACAUCAUAUAGGGUACUGGCUGAAACAUCAUAUACAUUUGAAGCAACGAAACACUCCUAGAUCAUUAGGUUUCCAAGUACCAGCAAGGCCUAUCUUCCCAGCUCAAAAACCAAACAUUUCACUGUUAAUAUAUGAGAGUACUUAGAGCAGAAAAAAUUUACCAUGAAGUU